Lates calcarifer (barramundi perch) is the source of this 8543-nucleotide messenger RNA. It is a transcript of the gene tnr, whose product is annotated as tenascin R (restrictin, janusin). Gene Ontology annotation, molecular function: protein binding. The transcript is spliced from 31 exons. Lineage: Eukaryota; Metazoa; Chordata; Actinopteri; Centropomidae. The record is from RefSeq and is a predicted model, not a curated record. The coding region runs from base 670 to 4824 and encodes 1384 amino acids.
AUCAGUAGAGAAACAGCAAAAAAAAAGAUGAUGGUGAGAUGACAUGUAGUUCAUUUCAGCAAGAAAGAGUGACAGAUUGAAGAGACAGUAAUGGUGAGUGUUGUACAGAACCAGCUGACAACCUGAGAGGGACAGAGAGAGAGCAUCUCAGCUCACGAGAGAGAGAGAGAGAAAGAGAGAGGGAGGGGAGAGAGGGAGGGAGAGAGAGAGAAUGGAGCAGCACUCAACCACGUUGCCCGUCCUCAUAUUUCUCUCUGCAGCUGUGUGAGGCAGAGUGAGCGGCGGAGAGGAGAGAGCACAUCAGAGUCUUGUGGAAACAGCAGGACCGCGUACCACUUGGCCGAGAGAUCGAUGCACUUACGCCGAGCCACACAGGAAGGGUGAGCGGCCCGUAGGACGUCCGUGCACUGCCACAGAGAGAGAGCCAGAGAGUAGCCGGAGGGACAGAGAGAAAGAGAGAGAGUGAGAGGGAAGAAGAUUUACCCGAGACCAAUUUGAAAGCUUUCAUCCGGCCACUCAGAGCAGCUACAACCCAGAAGACCAACACUUAAAGGAUCAACUCUGGUUGGUGCUCUCAAGGUGCAGAGUCAGAGAGAGACUGGCAACAAGAGAACAAAGUACUCACAGAAAAGGUGUGAGUGGACGGGAGUGGUGAGGUUUCUUCCCAGCAUGCCACUGGCACAGCAGCGUCACAGGGCCACUGUGCCCACAACAGGCUGGAUCCUGGUUUUGGCCCUGUUUCUUGCUCUACAGGGUGCCACUCAUGCUGCUCCAUCAGGAGACAACAAGCUGGUUCGUACCACCAGAGUGAGGAGACAGACCUCAGGGGGGGAUCAGCCCGUUUCCUCUGCCAACCAGACCCUGCGGGAGCAACCCGUGGUCUUUAACCACGUCUACAACAUCAAUGUUCCAUUGGAGUCUCUGUGCUCUGUGGACCUGGAUGCCUCAGCGCCACCCGCUCCUGGUGAUGGUUCACGUGCUGAGCUGGGGUCCAGACCUUCUGUGGAGGGUCCAAUGGAUCCAACUGGACCCACUGAAUAUACUGAGCAGACACUGGAUGCUGACAGCCAGGUCACGUUUACUCACCGCAUCAACAUCCCAAAAGCUGCAUGUGGUUGUACAGCAACAACCACAAUCCAGCAGCUUGCCACCAGGGUGGAGAUGCUGGAGAGAGAAGUUUCCCUGCUCAGAGCUCAAUGUGGAUCAGGAUGCUGUGGGGAGAGCCCAGCCAUGGGUCGUGUGGACUUUGUCCCAGGCUGUAGUGGCCAUGGCAGCUUCAGCUUUGAUCUGUGCGGCUGCAUCUGUGAGGAAGGUUGGACCGGCAAAAACUGCUCAGAACCCCGCUGCCCGGACGACUGCUCUGGCCAGGGCGUGUGCGUCGAGGGUGAGUGCGUGUGCGACCGCGACUUUGGAGGCGACAAUUGCUCGGAGCCACGGUGCCCUUCAGAUUGCUCGGGCCGCGGGCUAUGCAUCGAUGGGGAGUGCGUGUGCGAGGAGUCCUUCACCGGCGAAGACUGCAUGGUCGGGAGGUGUCUCAACGACUGCUCAGACCAGGGGUUGUGCAUCAACGGGACGUGCCAGUGCCGGCCCGGGUACGUGGGGGAGGACUGCUCGCUGGUGUACUGUGCCAACAACUGCAGCAAGAAGGGAGUGUGCAAGGAGGGUUUCUGUGUCUGCCAGGAUGGCUUCGCUGGAGAUGACUGCAACUCUGUGGCACCUGUCAUGAACUUGAUGGUCCAAGGGGUGACUGAUCGCACUGUUGACCUGGAGUGGGAGGGCUCAGUUGUGCUGACAGAUUUCUUGGUGACCUACACGCCAAGCACCCCUGGAGGUGUGCAACUAGAGCUGAGGAUUCCAGGCAAUACCACCUCUUGCACUAUCACAGGCCUGGAAGCAGGCAUGGAGUACAACAUCAACGUGUUUGCUGUCAUUAACAACAGCAUCAGCGUCCCUGACAGCAUCACUGUUUGGACCUAUCUCUCCAAUCCGGAUGGUUUAGUUUUCAAAUCCAUCACAGAGACGUCAGUGGAGGUCCAGUGGCAACCUUUCUACUAUUCCUUCGAUGGAUGGGAGAUCAGCUUCAUCCCUAAGGACAACGAUGGAGGGAUGACUGCACAGCUGCCCAGCACCAUCACUUCCUUUGUGCAGACUGGUCUGAGACCAGGGGAAGAGUAUACUGUUAACUUGGUGGCGCUCCGAGACCAGGGUCGAAGUCAGCCCGUCACUGCUACAGUCACAACCUUGAUUGACGGCCCCACUCAGCUGAUCGUGCGAGAUGUGUCAGACACUGUGGCGUUUGUGGAGUGGACGCCACCCAAAGCAAAGAUCGAUCAGAUUGUGUUGCGGUAUGGCCUCGUGGGAGGCGAGGGGCCGCGAACUACCUUCCGCCUACAGCCCACACUCAGCCAGUACUCCCUGCAGGUUCUGCGUCCUGGCUCGCGUUACGAGGUGUCUGUCAGAGGUGUGAGGAAAGGAAACGAGAGCGGAUCCAUUUCUACUGAAUUUACAACCGCUUUAUCGUUCUUCUCAGAGAUCGAUGCCCCCAAGAACUUGCGGCUCGUGUCCAAGACCUCCACUGCCCUCGAACUCGAAUGGGACAAUAGUGAGGCUGAGGUGGAGGGCUACCAGGUGGUGUACAGCACUUUAGCAGGAGAUCAGUAUGAUAAAGUCAUUGUACCACGAAAUGAGGGAGCCACCACUAAGACCACUCUCACAGACCUGCUGCCAGGCACAGAGUACGGCAUCGGCAUCUCUGCCAUGAAAGGUAGCAACCAGAGUACACCAGCGACGAUGAACGCCAGGACCAGUCUGGAUGUGCCCAUGGAUUUAACUGUGACAGCCUCUACAGACAACACCAUCACUCUGGUGUGGGGCGUUGUCCAGGGCCCCAUCGACCACUACAAGGUCACCUACACAUCCUCCUCUGGCGUCACUACUGAGCUGACAGUGCCUAAAGACGUAACCACCACCACCCUCACAGACCUUGAGCCUGGGACUGAGUACACCAUCACUGUAGCAGCAAGAAGAGGAAGACAGCAGAGCACUGCAGCUACCAUAGACGCCUUCACGGGAAUCAGACCCGUAACCCACCUCUACUUGUCAGAGGUGACUUCAGACUCUGUGUCGGUGGCGUGGAGCGCCCCAGCGCCACCCGCCGACCUCUUCAUCCUGAGCUACAGCUCCGCCGACGGGACCGACACCUCUAAGGUGACGCUGGAUGGCUCCAAGACGAGGUCACUGGUCCAGGGGCUGCUGCCGUCCACUCAGUACACCAUCAGUCUAAUCACAAUUCAAGGGGAUGUUACCUCUGAACCUAUUACAGCAUCACUCACUACAGGCAUGGACCCACCAAAAGAGAUGACGGUGUCAGAUGUGAGUGAGGACGCAGUGACUAUUUCCUGGAUCAAACCACUGGCUCCAUUUGAAUACUAUAAGUUGUCCUACCAGUCAGCCAGAGGUCGAGUGGACAGCGUGGUGAUUGACAGCGAUGUGACCAACUACACAUUGUCCAGUCUGUUUCCUGCUACAGAAUACGAGAUCAGUCUCAACGCUGUCAGAGGGAGCCAGGAGAGCAAGGUGGUCAGCACUUCCGUCUUCACAGCUAUGGACCUGCCAUCUGAGUUGACGGCCCUCAACAUCACUCCGCAAGGAGCCCUGCUGAGGUGGAAUCCUCCUCUGUCCAGUGUCGACAACUAUGUGCUGACCCUCACACACAACCAGGUGACAGCUGAUACUUUUCUUGUGGAAGGCAACAAGCAGGAGCACCAGCUGUCCAACCUUAAGCCAAGCACCACCUACUCUGUGGCCCUCUACGCCACCAAAGGACCCCUCACCAGUGGCACAGUCAUCACCAACCUCCAGACACCCAUGGACGCACCCCUGAACCUGACAGCCAGUGAAGUGAAUCACCGCAGUGCGCUGAUCUCCUGGCAGCCGCCAAUCGCAGAAAUUGACAACUACAUGCUCACCUACAAGUCUACCGACGGCAGCCGCAAAGAGCUGAUCCUGGAUGCAGAGGACACAUGGAUUCGGCUGGAAGGACUGGCUGAGACUACAGAGUACACUGUCAAACUCCAAGCAGCAAGAGGACUUGACACCAGUGCUGUAGUCUCCACUACCUUUACUACAGGGAGUCGUCUAUUUGCGACACCUCAGAAUUGUGCCCAACACCUGCUGAAUGGAGAGACGCUGAGCGGCGUCUACACCAUUUACAUCAACAGAGACCCCAGCCAGGGAGUGCAGGUGUACUGUGACAUGACCACUGAUGAAGGAGGCUGGAUUGUGUUCCAGCGUCGUCAGAAUGGCCUGACAGACUUUUCCAGGAAGUGGAGUGACUAUCGGGUCGGCUUUGGAAACCUUGAGGAUGAGUUCUGGCUUGGUCUAGACAACAUCCAGAGGAUUGCUGCUCAGGGCCGCUAUGAGCUGAGGAUUGACAUGAAGGAUGGACAGGAGUCAGUCUAUGCCAACUAUGAUAAAUUCUCCAUUGGAGACGCCAGAAACCUCUACAAGCUCAGAAUAGGAGAGUACAAUGGGACCGCUGGUGAUUCUCUGAGCUACCACCAAGGCCGGCCCUUCUCUACAAAAGACAGAGACAACGACAUAGCUGUCACUAACUGUGCCCUGUCCUACAAAGGAGCCUGGUGGUACAAGAACUGCCACCGGGCCAACCUCAAUGGCAAAUACGGCGAAUCCAGACACAGUCAGGGUAUCAACUGGUACCACUGGAAAGGCCAUGAGUUCUCUAUUCCCUUUGUGGAGAUGAAGAUGAGGCCGUUCAACUUCCGUAGCAUCAGCAGCAAGAGGAGGCGGUCUGUCCCUGUAUAAACUGCCUCUACCCACCCCAGAGUCAUGGAUAACUGGAGUUCAGACGAUGUUUGGUAACGAGUUUCUGCUAUCUGUGUGCCUCACUUGACAGUACAGGCAUGUUGUAAUGUAACAGUGCCAAGGCUUUUUAGUGAGGCUGCAAAGAAGAAAGCGGUUAUGACAAAAACUACUAAUAUUUUAUUAAUAUGAAUUUGUUAAAUAAUACAAUACAUUAUUAAUAUACUACCAACAAUCGGAAGCUGUUAUAACCAUGGAUGUGAUCAUACAAGUGCUAAACAGUGUCUGAACUCUGUUUAUCUUUACUCCUGCCCAGCUUUAGCUGUCUUUCCCUGCUGUACUUCUACCCAGAUGAUAGAAGACACUGUAUGUAAUUUAUUAAAUACUUUGAAUGACAAUGGUUUUAUUUGCUGUAAAAAUGGAAAGGCAAACCAAGAAGCUUUUUUUUUCUUUAAGUCUGUGAUUUGCCUUUCCCUGGGGUGUGAGGAAACAUGCUCAGAAAUGUCCUCAAGAGUGCUAGAGCUAGCGUUAUUUUAGCGUUUACAAAGUAACAACACUUUUAACGAAAAAUAUACUGUAUAUGCCCUUAAAACCCUUAACUGUAAGAUAUAUAUAUAUUUUUAUAACUGAUAUUGUGACAAAAGUCCAUCUAUUUAAUAUGAUUUGAUGCCUUGGUUUUUUAGCCUAUAUUAAGUUAAUGUAAUCAUACAACAUAAUGACAAACACUCGUCAUAAGUGAUAAAAUUAGCAACAAAAAGGCAAAACUGAACAUUCAGAAUCAUCACUUACUAAGCAGUACACCAGCAACAGCUUCAUUACCAUCUAUUUUAUUUAUUUUACAUCUCUGUUUUAAUGUUAAUUACAAUACCCUUUGUGUUAAUUAUUAAAGCAGAAGAAAAUAAACAUCAAUAUUUAAGUUUAUUAUUAUUGGUAGCCACACUGAGACAGUAUUUGCACUACGAGUGGGAACACAGCAAAGCUAUUGUUCAUUCAAUUCAGUUUAUUUCUUUAGUUGAUCGUGGGCAUUUAAUAUUACUUUAAAGCAAAUUACAAACGCUUAAUAUCUAUUUCACCCCUGUUGUAGUUGCUGUGAUUGCUUGCAGAGAUGGUGCUGAUAGAUGUGCAACAUUUAACCAAAGAUCUGCAUAAGACUCUGCCUGCUGCUUGGAAAGAUGCCAGUCAAUUCUGUCACCAAAGCCACUGAUGCAGCUUUUUCCUGUAUUAAUAGAUUCUCACUUUUCAGGGACUUUUAUGGUAAUCAUGUCCCCUGGCAUUACUUUAUGCAAUGUGAACACUAAAUUCUAUGCAAAAGAAAGUCAGGGUGGGCAUAGUGCAGAUUUUAACCUGGCCUCUCCCCCCGCUGCUAGCUGAAAUGAACUUACAAAGAAAGCAGAACAGUAGAUGGAGUGGAGCCAAACCUUUCCUCUGUGCCCUUCUUUUACUUGCUUCACUAUUUAAGCUCCCCAGCGAAACAACAAAAUCAGCAAACAUGGCAGAGAAUGUAUUCUUUUAGUAGGGCGGGCGUAAUCUGCAGCAUGCCCACCAAGCAUUUUGUCUUAUUCAGUGUUCACACUGUCGCACAAAGCGUUCGGUGCCAGUUAGUUGACUGCAGUUUUCUGGAAAAACUGUUUUUGUUUUAGUUUCCUGCUUACUCUGUGGGAGGAAAAUUAUCUCUGUGGAGUUUGAAGACAAACCACACACAUAACUGGCUAAAUCCCCACUCUCUGGCCUCAUACUAUCAAGAAAAACUAAAUUUAUUGUCCAAUGCAAUACUUGUAAAUCAAUGUCACCAUCGCUGCAAGCAACAUUUGUUCUCAUAUAUAUUCAAUAUUCCAAAUACUGAUAUUUUUCCUCUUUGAACAGCUGGAGAUUUCAUUCUUCUGUGUUUCUGUCAGUUUCUUCAUUUCAGUUUCCUCAUUGAAGUGAACCAGCAAAUCUGGCUUUUAUCAUAGGACUGUGUAUAUUUUUCAUUUGUGUUUUUGUCCUUUUUAGAAUUGAAAACAAUAGUCGCUCUCCCCUCUAUAAACUACUACUAAUAUACUCAUGUAGAUAUAGAGUUGAAGAUACUGUGUCUUUUGAUGUGUUCCCCCUUUAACUGCAAACUAAUUCAUAAAGCCCUGUGAAACAUUCCCACUUGAACCUCUCUAUGUUUAGCAAGUGUUGUGUUAAAGGAAGGAUGGAGCCUAGUGCAUGAUGACUAAAUUGCAAUCAUGAGCCUGAUUUUAAAUGUCAUGAGAAUAUGUUUUAAUCUGAUUUGCAGUGACACAUUUCUCUGCCGAUCUGGGUAAAAGCUGCUCUUGAAAUGGUUUGUAAGAUAGAAGACGUAGAUACCUUAGAUUAUCAUGUUCUUGAGCUGUUGUUGGAAACAGUCCCCAUAGCCAAAAUAACCAACAUAACCUAAAGUAUAAUAUAUAACAAACUGUUUCAACAGGUGACCUUUCCCAGGUCUGAUUUAUAUUUCAGUGUCAAAGUGAUUGUUUCAGAACCUCUCAUGCAAUCCAUCUCCCAUAGUGAUUUAUAGUAGAGUAGGGAAUUCUCUGUGUACUUAUUUCAUUAACUACUUAGGUGAAGUUUGCCUCAGUGUAUUUUUGUACAAGGAACAAAGGUCAUGAAGCUUUGCAGAAAAGGAACAGAAUGUUAUUUGUAGUGUGAGGGAUUUCUCUCUUUGGCAAACUUUAAGGUGCUCUUUUCACUUUCAUGAAGAAAGCUCAUGUAAUUUUACUUUUAUUCAACGUUUUACCAGUCAUCCUUCAUCAGUUUAAGCUGUUCAAUCAAUCAGUGAGAACAUCUCAAAAGGGAAAUUGUUUGAGUCAAGUUGUCUCUGUCCUACCUUUCACUUUAGGGUAAUUAUUAUAACUUUUUUUUUCUUUCUAUUGCUUGGGAAAACUAGAUUAUAUCCCUCUGUGUAAUUUAAAAGUAACUCUCAGAAAAACUAAUUAUUUUAAAUUGAACAAAUGCAACCAUCUUGUCAUGGAAAAAUCAUGCCUGGAAUUACUUUGACAAAAGAGUCUGAAUUAUAUUCAUGUUCUUAUAGAUAACUUGAUGGUAUUCUCUCUGGCAUUAUGUCAGCUCAAAUUGUGUCUUUUUCCUAUAUGAGGGAAGAUGGAUAUUAAAUUUGGCAUUUUGUUUGUGCUGUAUGUUUUCAUUAUGUAAAAUUCCAUCACAUUCAAUCUACUGUGUGAUGACAUCAGUUUUGAGAAGACCAUCUCCUCUAUUAUUUCAUCAUAAAACUCAGUCCCAGUCAUUGAGAUACAAUCACAUGAAUCAGUUUUAUUUCUACCGAGCUUCUUAAAGUACAAGAAACCGGUUCCCCUCAUUUAUUUCAUUUGUUUUAUUUUUCAAUCACUCUGACUGACUGAUGGGACAUUGUAAAAAAAUAAAGUUAAUAAUGACACCAGGUCUUCUUAGGUAUCAAAAUGAAAAAUGCUUUAUCUCAUGGGUUUACUUUUACAACUAAACUGAUAUUACCACCAUGUUUGGUGGUAUUUGUUAUAUAAGCCAGAUAUUGUCAAUGAUUUGAAAUCUUGCCAUGGAAAUGUAAAUGUUGACAAAAUGUGAUCUUGACUGUUUGAAAAGCUCAUACAUGCUGAAACUACGGAUUUAUUGUUGGAUAACCUUGGAUAUUGCUGUCAAAUUUAGCUCUAGUUUGACUUAAACAUGUACUAUAUAGUUCCUUUUUUAUUACAUUUUCUACAUAUUAAUAAAAUAUUCAAAUAGUCUGA